UGACAGAAAAAUGUUCGUUUUCUUUUUGCUAUUUUUGACUGCGGUUUUCGCAAAGGAUCCACAAUGCCCAGAAGGGUUUUCUCAUGUCAAGAGAGUCCCAACUGCAAGGAACAAUCAUACAAAGGACUGGUGUUUGGGCGUUUUCCAAUUCAAGAACAUGGGAAACCGAGACCGAGCUCGAUCAUUUUGCAGUUAUGUGAACGCUUCAUUGACCAUUCCAGAAAAUGAGCACGAGAUUCAAGUGUUUUCUGAAAUCGCCCGAGCUCAUGGAAUUGAAGCUCCUUAUGCUGUUGACGGUCAAAUUUCUCCAAAAUGCAACGGUCGUAUUAAUAAAGUCGAAAUCAUACUUCGUCAUCGAUUCAACAGUACAGAAGAAAAAGGAGAUUGUAAUAUCAAGAAUAAUCUAUUUUUGUUCGAUGAUGUCAAUAGUGACACUACAUUCAUGCUGAGCCAUUACAAACGUCGACUUCCAGCUGCUUAUAUGGUUCAUCAAGCUGACAAUGGUCCAAUAUUCCGAUUCGCCGCUGAUUGCAUUGUUCUAAAAUCUGGAAUUGUCAAGGCUAAUGGCACAGAAACAAGAAAGAAUUGGGGAAGUUUGGAGUUUUGUGUGGGAAAAAAUGCAGUGCAGGCUUAUACAGACGAUGAAAAACCAUAUGGAAACGACGUGGAAGCAGUUUUGUGUGGAAGACAUCCACUUUAAUUGUUUUGAGAAACUUAUAAGAAAUGUGGGUCCUAGAAAUGUGAUGCACCUUGUCUUUAGUUUUGAUUGAAAAUUGUCAGCUGAAAAAAUAAAUUUCAAUUUU
Messenger RNA from Caenorhabditis elegans, 803 nucleotides. It is a transcript of the gene clec-136, whose product is annotated as C-type lectin domain-containing protein. NCBI's taxonomy places the organism in Eukaryota, Metazoa, Nematoda, Chromadorea, Rhabditida, Rhabditidae. The record is from RefSeq and is marked reviewed. The transcript is spliced from 4 exons. Bases 11 to 700 code for a protein of 229 amino acids.